AUGGAGGCCCAAGCGACACAUGUCCAUCAAUCACUGCCGCCACUUCCUGCGCUUGGCCAAAAGCCUCAUUAUACUCGGAUUUUAACCCUGUUCCCUGGCGACAUGGAUACUCCUCUAUUCUGCACAAUGCAAAUCAUUGACCUGAAUCAUCCUCCCUUUGCAUUUGAAGCACUAUCCUACGUCUGGGGUAAAGCAAAGUCACCUGAACAUCUCUUUUGCGAUGAUGGCCAUCUCGAAAUCACCAUGAAUCUGGACAAGGCUUUGAGACAUCUCCGACUCAGCAGUAUGAGUCGAAGGCUUUGGGUUGAUGCUAUUUGCAUCGAUCAAACAGAUCUUGCAGAACGAGCCCGUCAGGUUCAGUAUAUGCGACUCGUCUACAAACGCGCUUCUCGAACGAUUGUUUGGCUUGGCGAAAAGCAGGACUGGACCGAGACAGCCAUUGCCUUUGCAAAAGAGCUAGUCAGCUUGAAGGCUGAUUUCAUUGGGAAUCUUGGCUUGUCAAGUAGUAGAGAACCGGCUCCGGCUAGAGACCCAGCCCAGACAGACCAGGGCAGAAGAUCCUAUGCAUACUCACUACUAUCCAACGUUUUUAAGAGCAAUCAAGAAGGGGCCGAAGCUUUAUCGAAGCUGUUUGGAUGUGAAUACUUUACUCGGGUCUGGUGUAUACAGGAGGUGGUGGCUUCAAGCUCUAGCAUCCUCAAAUUGGCAGAUCUUGAGAUCGACAUGAAAGACCUUUUGUCACUGCUCCCCCUUGUACUUGAUCGACGAGGGUUGAAUCUUGAGCCGACGACUUUACAAUUGUGGCGAGGGGUUUUCGAAAUGCCCCUUAUCUACAAACAGCUCAAUCACUCACCGCCUGAGGGUUCUCUCGGAACGAUGUUGGUUAUCUUGACUUCCAUCAGGGACUUUGGAGCAACGGACCCCAGAGACCGCAUCUUUGCCAUCCUUGGAAUCACCGACGAGGGCUUGGAGCCAGUCUACAGCAUCACCGAAAGCAAUUGGCUGGCUGAUGUUGCUCGCAAGGGUUAUUCCUGGAUUUCGCGCCGAAUCAAUUCGAUCUCUCCGGCUCUAGAGCCAAAUCGACACCCUGCAUUGAUCCCAGACUACAACAAGAGCAGGCGAGAAGUCUAUCAGGAGUUCACGCGCUAUUGCAUCUGGAAGCCUCCACGACUUCUCACCGUUCUCGGGCACAUUCAACAUCACGAGGAUCCAGAAACUGUUCUCGACUUUCCCAGCUGGGUACCGAGAUUCGAUCAAUGUAGGAUAGUUUCCAAGUUCAUUCCGGAGUUGUUCUAUGCAGGCGUGCCUACCAAGUUCCAAAUGUACAUCGCAGAGACCCACGACAAUCCUUUUCAUUCUUCAAGUCCAUUCAGUAACCCAAUCGAAGAGCCAGACAUCCUUCAACUAAAUGGCUUUCAAGUCGACACAAUAAGCGCGGCAACAGACGUAUUCACGCAAGGAGCUGACGAAACACUUUUCGCCACCUUACUUUGGAGUCAGCUAUUCCCUCACCCAUUGUUCCCAAGAGUGCCGGGGCAAGUGCAUCAAUAUCAGUUCAGCAAAAUGGCAACUGAUGUUGCCUUUUUACAGACUUUGUGCGCUGGAGGCAUGUUUUCGGCAUGUUCCCAACUAAUGAACUCGUCGACCCAGCCUGGAAAGACUCGGCAAGCCCGUUUGGAACAGUCACAAAGGCUAGCAGCGCAAGCGAUCCUCAGAUGGCUUCGAGAUAGGCCAGAGAUCGACUGUAACGAUUAUCCGGACCUUGGACCACCACCAAUAGAUGAGUUCCACGGGACCUCGAUAGAGAGAUACCAGGAUCAAGCUAUCAGUUUAUGCGCCAACAGAAAGGUCUAUAGGACAGCGACUGGUAUUCUCGGAUUAGGACCAAAGUUCUUGAAACCAGGAGAUUGCGUUGUGAUAUUAUUUGGAGGAUCAUUUCCUAUUGUUCUUCGACCGCAGGGUCGUGACUGGAUCUUGAUUGGUGAGACGUAUUUGCAUCAUGAUGAGAUUUGUCUUGGGCAGUUAGCGGCGAAGGCCAAGAGUCGAAAGAGCCAAGUCAACGUGAUGCGAUUUAGGAUCCGGUAG
Messenger RNA from Fusarium vanettenii 77-13-4, 2085 nucleotides. RefSeq lists its product as uncharacterized. Bases 1 to 2085 code for a protein of 694 amino acids. The record is from RefSeq and is a predicted model, not a curated record. NCBI's taxonomy places the organism in Eukaryota, Fungi, Ascomycota, Sordariomycetes, Hypocreales, Nectriaceae. The transcript has 2 exons.